Porites evermanni is the source of this 9365-nucleotide messenger RNA. Lineage: Eukaryota; Metazoa; Cnidaria; Anthozoa; Scleractinia; Poritidae. The record is from the annotation of a GenBank genome assembly.
AUGUGGUGUCGUAGGUUAACAUUUUGUGACAUUAACAGGAUCCUGUUCAGCAGUAGCGGUGUUCUGCGUAAGAUAUUUCGCACGAGAGUUAGCAUGGUUACAGGGGGAGACGUUGUCGAGAGGCUCGAAAAGCGUGCGGUUGAAGCAGAGGAGACGAUUUCUUUGUUGAAGUCUCAGUUGCUCUUUCUCCAAAAAGCCGCAGGUUUGUGAAGAAAACAACAACAGGGAUGUAGUCAAAAUUUUGAAUAGUUCGAGUUGAUUAAAGAAUAUGGUAAGAUUUUCUUAUAACCCCAUACAUUUAUUACCUAUGCAGCAAUUUCACACAAAAAUUAAUACUUGAUAUGAAUAGAGUGGAAACAUGUCUGCAUAAUAAAUUAUGUAUGGGGCUGUAUGGAAAUUUUACCGGAGGGGAGGGCUCUCUGAAAUUUUUAGAUCAUAUGCAGAGGUACAAUCUGGUGUACCAUAAACGAUCAAAUUAGCGCCCCUCCCCCCCCUCCAAAUAAGUAUCCCUUCCCUUGCCUCACCUUAACAUUAGCCCCCCUCUUGACUCAAAAGUGAAAUAUUAAACUUGGCAGGCGUUAUCUAGACAAGAUGACGAAAAUUUUCAGCGCAGUGCGCCACAGUCUGCCUUGUAAUUUGGAAGUGACAAGGUAUUGCGUUCACACCAGGUAUUUUUGGUUUCCACUAACACUGUCCAAUAUUUUUUGCACACUUUGCUGUAAAUCUUUCUUUUAUGGUUUUGUUUACGUGUGUCUUUUCAUUUUGAAUAUUAUUUAUUCCUGUUAAAUUUAAAGGCAAUUUUAUCCAAAAUGGUUAUUUUGACCGCACCCUAAAUUAUAAAUUCCACAAAUUCCUUAAUAGUUAUCCAAAAGAAGAUGCAAUAUUUCAAAACCCUAGACAUGUGUGAUUUACAUCCAAAAAUUUUAUUUACUGUUAUUAAAUAUUUCCAGUGUUUUCACACGACUAAAAUUUACAAAAAAAUGCCCAAAUUAGCCUCUGGUACCACCUUAAUACUUGGUUUAUAUUUCACUUUUCUUUGAUUUUAGGGUCGGAUUAUUCUAUGAUAAUGAGUUUAAAACAAAGGAAAGUAAAUUUUAAAACAAGGAUAAAAUUGAACUGGAAGAAAUAUAAACAAUAAGUUAAAAAAGCAAAAUUUAUGUAAGACAGCUGUCAGGGAACUUUUGAAGAACACAAUGACACAGCUUUAAGUGUUGUUCAUAAAUUCUACAAAACUGUCUUUCAAAAUGACAGUUCAUGAACAUUGUAGCUUUAGCCAAGUUAUUUAAGACUGUAUUAUUUACUAAAAAGCUCUAUUUUCCUUUAUUAUUUAGAAAGAAAAUCAAAGCCAACUGGCAUUAAGGUUUGUUUACUUUUAACUUUCUGUGGUAAUUAAAUAACUUGUCAGUAUAUUAAUAAUUUUAAAUGGGAAUUUAUUCUGAAAAUCAGCUUGUCCUGAGGGCUAGAUGUUCCUCUAGCACUGCUGGGCUAGAGCUCUGAGGAUUUCACCUACCCUGUAGUCAAGGUUGUCAGAGAGUUUUAAAGUAAGCGGCCAGUCCAGGGCUCAAAGUUUAAAUUUGAGUUUGGGAGCACUUGUGCUACCAGAUGUAAAUUUUUAGGCGCACUGCCGAAAUUUUAGGUGCACAGCUGAAAAUUUUAGGAGCACAGCUUAUAAUGUUGGGAUCAUCUAUUUCAAAAGAAAAAGUAAAAAGCUUAACAGUGCCACGUUUAUUUCAUCUUCUGUUUAUUACUUUUACUUUAGUCCUGUGAUUGAUAAAACACAGCCGAUUUGCUACGCAGUAAUACUGUUGUGAUUUUUAAUACUAAUUUCUCUUUUUAACAGUACAAUUGUGACUAAAGAAAACUUACACUUGAAAAACAAUUCAAAACUGACAACAAUGAGUGUGUCGAACAAGAAUGAAAAUUAAUCUUUAAUGAAUUUGUUAAAUGCGCAAUGACUUACAUGUAGCUGGGAUAUCUGAAUUUUUUGAAAGAAUGGACCUUUUUUUCCGAGAAUUAGGCGUGACAAAAACAAAACUAACUGCAAUUUUGACUUGCAAGCUGUACUAGCAGGUAACCGCAAAAAGUAUGUGUUUCGUUCGUAGCAUAUAUUUGCAUGUGUCAGCGGCGUUUAUUACAAAACAGAAGAGUCUUGGUUGGAGUAAAACGUCGAAACGAAAAAGAACAUUAGAGUUUGUAGAAUCCAUUGGGAGAAAAGACCAAUUAAACAUACACCGUCUUUCUAGUUUGAGUUCGUAAGUAUAGUCGAAAGUAAGUCAGUCGCACUGUGCUUUGGGUUUUAUGGCGCACAGGUGCGAUUACACAUGAAUUUUUAGGCGCACAACCAAAAAUCUAGUAGCAUAUGCGCAUAGUCAGUCGCUAACUUUAAGCCCUGCAGUCCAGGGAUAUUUUAUUUUAAACAAUGCCAUCCCUAAAGAAAUGCCAAGCAGAGUAGCCGACCGAUUCUAAACAACUAGACGGCGAUUUUUGCCGGCAGCCAGCCACUUUUGACAACCCUAUGUAGCUCGUAAUAAAUUUCUCCAUAACCCAUUAACCACUUUUCACUAGCUUAAAUGUUCCCAUUCAGCAAAUUAUAGCUUUCUAAGUUUGGAUAUACCCUAAAGGCAUUUUUGAUGGGUUAAAAUAAAAGCUUAAGUGUUUGUCUUUUUAUUGUUUUGUUUUCUCCUAGGACCGCAUUUCAGCUCUUAAACAAGAGAAUGAGCGUCUGAAGCAAGAAGCUGACAAACUGAAAGCAGAGCUGGAGUACUGGGAAGUUAGGAAUGGAUGUAAGUCAUCAUGAGUAUCAAACAUGGGAAACAAAAAUCUGUGAAAGAUUACUCCAGAGGAUAUCCUUUACAAAUUUGGAAAUAUUUUUAUUACAACCUGCAUUUUGAUUAAGUCUACAUACAGAUAUUAAUUAUUAUUAAUUGUUAAUAAUUACAAUAAUGAAGGGCUACCUUGAGUAAAGCCCACCUAGCCUGAGAAAACGGACAACAUUUUGUGACGCCACCAACGGUUUCCCCACGAAUUGACAUCUGAGAAGCGAGCACAGAAAUUUGAUACUGAUGACACGUCACUACCCAGAUCUGGGUAGUGACGCGUCAUCAGUAUAGAAUUUCUACGCUCCUUUCUCAGACAUCAAUUCGCAGGGAAACCAUUGGUGGCAUCGCAAAAUGUCGUCUGUUUUCUAAGGCAAAGCCCUUUAAGUGACCUUUGAUUAAUUUCUAAAUUCUCCUUCAGUUUUUCUUAUAUUGUGCUCUUGAUACAAAGAGAAAAUGUGACAUUAGAUCAGCUGUCACCUAGGGCUUUUUUCCACUUCAUUAUAUUGACUGUGAGAGUGAAAAGUGUUUACACUGUAUCUGUGGGGACAUUACAGAGAGAUUAAGAUUCACGUUUACACCAAAUGGCAAAUGUGAAUUUGUACCAUGUGACCAAGUUUUCCCCUUAUUUUUUGUUUACUUUUUAUUGCUUCUACACAAAAAUAAGUAGUUUUAUGCCAGUUUUUUCCAUAAGAAGAAUUUUGGACUGUUUUUAUCUGCUCAUUUUCUAUUCUGAGAAAUUCUCAACUUGAAUCUGAUGUUUGCCAUUUACCGUUUAAUUUAAAUCUUAAUCUCUCUAGUGAAACAGGUUGCACUUCCAAAUGCCAAGCAAGCAGCAUCUUGUGAGGUUCAAAUGAUGGAGCAAAUGGCAGCUGCUGAACCAGCAGAAGUUAAACCCACAGAAAAACCAGAAGAGAAACCACCAGCGAAGAAACCCAAAAAGGAAAAAGCAGAGAAAAAAGGAAAGGACAAGAAUGCUGGUAAAGAAGGUAAGAAUAAAUAUCUGUGGUAGGAGUUGAUUUUUAAUUAAGGGCUUGGGUCAUGGUUAUCGGGGGAGGGAGGUGGCAUAAAGAGCAUUUUAUGCGUUAAUUUCAAGUUUGUGAUUGAAUUUUGGCCACCGCAGCAUUCGCUGCUUUUGAGAGAUACUGCUGAAAAUUUACAAGUUACCUAUUUUUAUAUGGUCUUUCAUCUACUACUAAACUGAUUUUUCUGCUACCACAACAUUCUCGCUAAAAUUUGUAGAAGGAUGAUGAUGACUAUCACGUUUUCCCACCAAAAUGACACUGGUUCAGGCGCGAGCACUGCUUAGUAUUGAGAAAAUCUCUUACUCAUAGUCGUACUCGUUUUAGAAUCUAAAUUCUAUUUAUUCAGCUAUAAUAUAGUCAAACGUCAUUAAUACUGACUCUAAAAGAGCCAUAGAAAGUGUCCAUAUUAAGCAGGCUGAAUCUGGAGAAAAUGAAGGACUCUCUUUCCUCCAGGACAAAGCAAACUGUCCAGAAUAGUGAGGUGUCUAUAUUAAGUGGGUGUCUGUAAAGUGGGGUUCAACAGCAAUAGCAUUUUUAAGUGUAUGAAAAUUCCAUUUUAUUCAGAACAGCCUGGCAGUACAGAGCCUGAUGUUCAUCACAUUGACUUCCGUGUGGGUAAAAUUUUGUCAGCCAAGAGACACCCAGAUGCUGAUACACUUUUUGUGGAGGAAAGUAAGCAACAAUUAUUUAUUGUUGUCAGCAAAUCACUUUCUGUAAGAUAUUUUUAAAAAAUGUGUGCUGUGGCAUUACUUAAAAGAAUAUUGGUGUUUCUGCUUAAAUGAACAGACCCUCCCAAACACAUUUUCCUUCCAUUUUGACUACCGCUGUGAUACAGUGUCCUUGUCUUGGAGUUGUUUGUAAGCUCAUGUGUACUGAAUUAAGAGCCUGAUUAUAAGUGUCAUAUGUCCAGAAUUUCCAUUUUCCUUGUUCUGAUUUCAGACCUGAGUACUAGCUUAAAGUUUUUUUUUCUUUUGUCCCUAAUUGUAACUUAUGUUAUUUUUAUUACUAUUUUUCUCUACAGUUGAUGUUGGAGAGGAAACACCCAGAACAGUUUGCAGUGGGCUUGUUGGAUCAGUUCAACUGGAAGAGCUUCAGGUGCAAGCCGUACAGCCAUUUCUCUAUUAGUGUGUAAUCAAACUCUCAAUAGAAGGCAUGAGCAAGCUGUGUUUUGCACAAGGGGCAGAGGAUAUUUUUAAUGAUCAUGCAUUGUACUCACCAUUUGUCUUCUCAUUGGCUAAGAGCCUACAGUUGAUUUUGAAAAUCAGCUCAACCUACAGAUUAGUUAAUUAUCUGCUAGCAGAUUACUGACUAAUCUGUAGGUUGAGCGCUGCAUGCAUGAUUUCCAAAAGCAAUGUCAAAUCGGCUCCUUGCCGCGGUGUUUGUCAUUAUUUUCUUAAAAACAAUGUCUAAUAUUUUUUAAACAAUUAUUAUUAGAUUUGUUUUUUGUGAUAUCCAGAAGAAUCAAGAUCUUGGUAAGUGUUAUCAGCCUCAUCCUUUGGCUCAGAUGAAAACAGUUACCUUAACCUCAACUAUUCUGAAUAUCACAAAAACCUCAUCCAAUGAAAUAAUUAUUACUGUAUAUAAUACUGUCCCUGCUCCUCACUUUUGCAUGCCACUCAUGCUUGACUUCUUGAGACAAAUGCUGUAAUCAUUUGCUCAGUGACCUCGGAGGUUUGUGUCAUUUUUACUAACUUCAAUUUCUUUGUCUCCAAACUUAGGAUCGUAUGGUGAUAGUCAUGUGUAACCUCAAGCCAGUCAAGUAAGUGUGGUCUUUUUAGAAAUGAAGCCCAGAUCAAAUGUUGAACUGUUCAUGUACCAAUCCUAAUCCUUUCAAUAAAGUACAUGAAAAGAUCGGCCUUUGAAUCAUUUAAGUCCAGCAUAUCUAAUUUGGAUCCACCCAUGAAUUAAGUUUGAGUGACUCACAUGGGAAUUUUGACUUAGGAGUGACUUUGUUUCAAUCGUCAAACGUUAAUUUUCAUGUGCCAAACCUUGUGCAUAAAUUACUGUAAUUUAUUUUCAUUGGUAAGUAUUGUAGACCAUUCUGUAUCGUGAAAAUGAAUUGAUUCUGACCAAUCUGACCAGAUCAAAAUUAUAAAAAUUAGGUUAAAAUAAGUUUUUUAUCACAUGCUGCAGGAUGCUUUGGUGUCAGCUGUAGGCAGACAGAUCUUUGGCCAAAGACCAGAACUGAAAACAGUGCAUGAAAAGUCUCUGGCACCAAAGCUGGUUUGAUGCUCUUAAAAAUAGCAGUUAAAAUUAUCCGAGAAAAUGAUUUUAAACAAAAGAAACCUUGGUUAAAUUUAAUUCUGGGUUAAGUGCUAAAUCGGCCUUCGAACAGCUGGGCCCAGGUUGCUACUAUCCAUGCACGGCACAUAGCAAGUGUUUGUGUGUACUUCCACUAAGAAUGAAUGGACUGCAUCAGCGGAACGCUUUCUGAUCACAGGUACCCCAAGCUCAUGAGUGAGAAAUGUUGUUGGCAUUUUUGGCCGUUUCAGGGCGAUUCCAGCGAGUUUUAAUUUAAUCCUGGGUUAAGUGCUAAAUCGGCCUUCGAACAACUGGGCCCAGGUUGCUACUAUCCAUGCACGGCACAUAGCAAGCGUUUGUGUGUACUUCCACUAAGAAUGAAUGGAAUGCGUCAGCGGAAUGCUUUCUGAUCACAGGUACCCCAAGCUCAUGAGUGAGAAAUGUUGUUGCGUAGCAGAAAAUAUCAUUAGGGUUUGUAUGGGGAUUUAAGCAAUCGUUAUUAAUGGGGUCAAAAAUAGUAAUAAAAAUACUUCAGAAGUUCUUACCUUGUGUUCUUGUCUAAAUAUUUGGCGUUUUCUUGGCAUUUUUGGCCGUUUCAGGGCUAUUCCAGCGAGUUUUAAUUCUGCUGUAAUGGACUGAUUUUACGUAGCCGUUUAUUUUUCUCUCUCCCUUUUUUUUUUCUCUUAGAAUGCGAGGCAUUAUGUCACAAGCUAUGGUGAUGUGUUCAGCUAAUGAGGACAGGUCGAAAUUUGAAGUUCUUGAUCCUCCAGCAGGUUGUGUACCUGGAGACAGGGUUACAUUUGAAGGAUUUCCAGGAGAACCUGACAAACAACUAAACCCCAAGAAAAAGGUGAAUACAGUCGACUCUCUCUUAACGGACACCUCUAUAAGAUGGACACCUCUGUAAAACGGACACCUAGAGUUGGUCCCUGCCUUUCUUUACUCCUUUUAUUUGACUCUCUAUAAGAUGGACACCUCUCUAAGACGGACACUUAGUGCCCUGUGCCAAAGGUGUCCGUCUAAGAGAGUCUUGACUGUACCACUACAGGCAACUCAAGCCUAGUAGACACCUCGCUAUAACGGACACCCCGAUAAUACAGACAGCAGCUAAAUGCCAGGCAAAAAUAAUUUAUUACAGAUGUUUGACUGAAAUUUACUCCCGCUAUGGUCUAUUUUUAUAGCGGACACUGUGGGGACCUCGAGUUAGUGUCCUCAUUAGCGAGUGUCCGUAAUAGUGGGAGUUGAUUUCAGUCAAACGUCAGUAAUGUAUUUUUACUUGGGAUUUAGCUGCUGUCUGUAUUAUCGUAGCCUCCCACGCAGGCGUUUUUAGGGGAGCUCGUCUUUCAUCCCUCCUUGUGGGAAGGGAUGAAAAACGAGUUCCUCUUAAGACGCCUGCGUCAACCUCGUACCCGGCCCAUUUUUUAAGAAAAAAGCCAUGGGGACGAGGUUAGCAUCGCGUUCGCGCCCAUGCAUCACUAUGCAAGGUGAAAUUUAAGCCAAUUUAGAGCACAUCUGGGAUCAAAAGAAGGAAAAUUUACCUUCCUUUUGCAUUGCUUCAGUACUUUGCUUAUCGUCGGUAAUCUUGUUCCCUGAUAUUAAAAACACGUUAAAAAUCGGAAGUCAGGUUUCUCUUGAUGCGCACUACUUGCUAGACUAUUCACAGUCUCCUAUUUUUCCGUAAGAUCGUUGAGAACGAGCGCUACAAUCGGCCAUCUUGACCAAGGUUAGCUCAAAGACCACUAAAGGGGCGGAAAACUAUUUGGGAGAGGCAAGAAAAAUAUCCCCCACCACCAUAAACCCCGACCCCCGCCCCCUCGGAAUAAAACCAAUUACAAAAUGGCUGCCAGUGACGGUUGAGUGCACGAUCUCGACAAUCUUACGGAAAAAAGGGGACUGUGAACAGUCUAACUGGUUUCCAGUUAUGCUUGAAAGCAUCGUCCUGCAAUCUAACGGAAGUGCAAAUUGGUUUCAUUACUAAAUGUAUCUGAUUUACAGCUUUAGAGGACUUUUCAAUGACGUGACAAUGUACAAUGAACAUUUUUUAUUCUUGUAGAUCUGGGAGCAAGUAAAACCUCACCUACGAACAAGCGCUGCUGGAGUCGCGUGCUACAAGGAUGUGCCGUUUACUGUAGCCGGAAAAGGAGUGUGUACAUCGCGCUCCUUAAAAAAUGCAACAGUUUGUUGAAUUGUGUCAAGUGAAUUUAAAAAUGGUAGGAAUAACUGAAAUAAGUUGCUUCAUCCUAUAAAUUCGGAAAUAAAAUUCCGGUUUCCAAGGCGUUAUCGCUAUUUCACUACAUCAUGUGUUAAGUUUUUGUUUGGUUUUGGGGUGAUUUAAACCGUGAAUUGUUGUAAGCCCAGUCGUUGGUAGAAUGAACCCUGGCAAAGCGCUAGCGAGCACUCGAACAACUAGGACAGUAGGCGUAGGCUUUUCAAUGAAAGUUUCAGUAGAUCACGAACUAACAAUUAACUCCAAUAAAAGCAUAAUUAGAAUAAAAAUUAAUACUUCCAGUAUCGCAGGCAAGCAAAUUUAUAUAUGCGUCUGUUUAUGCAACUUUAUGAAGUGGGUAUUUUAUUACUUCUUGUGGCUCAUUUCCGUUUUGAAAAUGCCUAGGGGAUAUGAAGUCGGUCUAGACUUCAAAACUUUAAACUUUUUUAUUUGAUAUCCGUAUCCUACUAAAAUUUUCUAUCCAACAAGCUUUGCUACAAUUUCACUCAGAACAAUCCGAUAUUUUUUAGCAUAGCCAAAGAAAUUGAACCGUGGAGCGUUUGGCUUCGCUUUAACAAACGCAUCAAACAAUCUCGGGACACAUGUUCAUGGAAUUACUUCCUUCUGUUCCUUUUCUUGUAAUUUGAACUUGCCAUUCCAACGAAACGCAGACGAAAUAAGAAAAAGUGUCCCUCGGUUUCCUCUUCCCGCUAUUCGUGGCACUGAGCCAUCAUUCACACGGCAACGGACGAAUUAUCUGACCGGCUGAAAAAAAUUUGAUCGGACACUUCGUUCACCUGGAACCGUUCAAUAUUUUCGCUCUGUUCACACCAAACUGACGAACGAGGUUGAAUUUCAACUUUUUUCAGUGUGUGGUUUUACUGUCUGCCGAUGCGCAGAGCGUUACUUUAGCAGAUCCAAAAUGGCGCAAUCUCGACCCCAGUGCUUCCACCCGCUCACACGCGAGAUACGCCGCACGUUCACCCGCUGUCGUGCGAACUUGGAUGGACCAAUCAGAAACACUUUUAUCGUCUUUUGCUGAAACCCCUCCAGAGACAAUCUUGCUCCAGGGUUUCC